AUGGUACACAAGAUCCGGCGGGUUGAGGUGGCGACGGGAGAGGUGACGAGUAUCGCGGGCAGCGGCGGUGGUGGCGACGUGGAUGGCGUGGGCGACGCGGCGCAGUUCUACAAUCCAGCUGGCCUCGCCAUCAGCCCAGACGGCGGCGCGCUGUUUGUGGCGGACCAAUGCAGCCACAAGAUCCGGCGGGUUGAGGUGGCGACGGGCGCUGUGACAACGGUCGCGGGCAGCGGCGAGAAUGGCGACGCGGAUGGCGUGGGCGACGCGGCGCAGUUCUGCGGCCCAACUGGCAUCGCUGUCAUCCCAGACGGCGGCGCGCUGUUUGUGGCGGACCUCGACAACCACAAGAUCCGGCGGGUUGAGGUGGCGACUGGCGCGGUGACCACGCUCGCGGGCAGUGGCACAGAGGGCAGCGCUGACGGCGUGGGCGACGCGGCGGGGUUCGCCAGCCCAGAAGAAGUCGCCAUCAGCUCCGACGGCAGCACGCUGUCGGUCGGUUCGGAAGGUGGCCUCCGCCAGGUCUGCGUGGCGGCGCCUCCUCCGCCUCCCUCCUUUGCCCCGAUCGUCGUUCCGCCCUCCACCUUCUCCGCCGACAUGGGCAAGAUGUGCGGCGACGCCACCCUGCCAGAGGGCAAAGUCACCUUCCUGGUCGGCGACCAUUUGGAGAGAUACGAGCACGUCAGCAAGAACAUGCUCUGCGUUCGCUCUAAUGGCCAGGAUCAGUAG
Molecule: messenger RNA, 726 nt
Organism: Emiliania huxleyi CCMP1516
Lineage: Eukaryota; Haptophyta; Isochrysidales; Noelaerhabdaceae
Exons: 3
Coding region: 1-726 (241 amino acids)
Molecular function (GO): protein binding
Source: RefSeq, a predicted model, not a curated record